CGCUGUGUGGUUCUGCUGAUUCCCUUGUCAGGACCCACCUGGACAAUGUCACCUUCAGAAGCAGACCAUUUUGCAGAUUCCGCACUCUGCUCUUCCUCAUUAAAGAUGCAGCCACCUGCUUGCAGUUAUCCUCUGGAAAAGGACGAAGACACACCCGAGGAAGAGAGGCACCUGAAGGUGGAACUGGAACAACCUCAGUGCGGUCGGGAGAACAGCAACUCUGACGGCGUCCCCUGGAAGCUUCCAGCAACCGGGCCUCUUAGUGGCGUGGAGAAGACGGAACCAUCCUUCCCAGAGGUGCAGCGCCCAGACUGCGGGCCCUCUCCUCGACCCCCCCCCCCGGAAAGCCUGUCCAAGAAGCACUGUCAGAACCAGGGGAAACUUCUCCACUUUGACCAGCAAGCCCCGGGCCGCGUCUCCACCUCGCCCACACUGAGGAGGUUAAGGGGCCGCAGCUGCGAGAGUGUGCGCGGGCCUGCGCACGGCACUGCGCAUGCGCCACCUCAGCCGGCGGCCUUUAAAGGGCCCGCCCUGGGGGGGGGGGCAGCUGAAAGGAGGCUUCCGGCACCUCGCAUUGCUUUUCUAGCGGGCUAUUUGGAAACCCAGAGGAGUUCUUCGCACUCCCUGUGGUCCCUGAGACUCCACUCAAGAUUGCCUCCGGACCCCGAAAGGACACUCAACGCAGCCGACUCGUUUGAGCUCCAAAUGGCGCCCAGUGAUGAGCUUGCCCUUCCCGUGCCUCAGCCCCUCAACGAGGGGUCGCUUCCUCAGGCCUCCCUUCCACGGAGUGGAGGCCAGCCAGCACCCAGCCGCGCCCCACAGCUCCCCAGGCCUCAGAGAGAAGAAUUGCAUCAGUCCAGAUUCUACGAGCACAGGAGGAGUUCUGUAGUGCUCAACUUAUCUGGACUUGAGGUGUUCCCUGGGGACUUUCUGGUGUCAGAUGGAGCUGCCAGUUACCUGUGCCACCCGCUUCUGCUGCUGAAUUCAGAAUCCAAAAAGCCAAGAUGGCCUUUCUCCAAGAGAGGAGUGGAUAAGACCUGGAAUGAAGUCGUGGAAACACAUCAAAAACUUCCUACUAAUCAAUUAGACCUGAGAAAGCAGCAAGAGGCUGUGUGGGAACUCUUCACGAGUGAAUGCACUUAUUUCUUGGACCAUUUAUUAGUUCUUAAGAUGAUCUUCAUGAAUACAUUAAAAUACCUACAGACUCAUGGAUAUCUCCUGGAUGUGGAUUUAUGGAGACUUUUUGCAAACCUGGAGGAGUUAAGUCAGACAAGCUUUGGUUUUGUGAACAGUCUUUUCCACAUCUUCAAGGACUAUGUCGACACUUCUGAGACUUUACCAUCGUUGGAUUUCAUUUCUGUGCUCACAAAGUAUUUCCAAGGAAGCCUGUGUCAGAGCCACCAGACCUACUGCCUGAAUUACUCAGCUGCUGUCUUUUAUCUUGAGAGUCUGAGGCAGAGAGGGGACUUUGGAAUUUAUUUAAAAUGGUGUGAGGACAAUGAACAGUGCAGACGCCUUCACCUACCUGAGCUCCUAGUGGCCCCACUACACAGGCUGAUGAGACCCUUGUUGCUGAAGAGCAUCUGGAAAAGGAGUACAGACUCUACGGAGAAAAUCAUGAUCUACUCCAUCAAGGAAAAGGUGGAAAAGUCAAUCUGGGAUCUUGAAGGAAAAGUGAAGUGGCUUGACAAUUUUCAAAAAUGCAGACAUCUACAGGAGAUUAUAGUGUGGCCUCCACUUUGGGAUAGAGAUAAAAGGUUUUUCAUUCCAGAGUGCCUGAAACACGUUUUUAAAGAACACAUGGCAGAAAACAUCCUGUCAGCAACCAACAGACACCUUCUCUAUGAAGGAAAAUUAACUCUUGCAGAAAGCACAAGAUUCCUAGAUGUUUAUCUGUUUCUCUUUGAUGAUUUCCUCUUAGUUACGAAAACUAAGCGCAACAAAAAGAAACUUGGAGGCUCAGACCCAGGUUUAACGUGCCCUUCACUUAUUCCUGAGCUACAAACAGUAAUCAAAGAAGGUGGUUCAUGUAUGGUACUCGAUCAGCCCAUUCCACUAGACAGAUUGGUUGUCAGAGGUCUCGAUCCACUCCACAUGUCAGUCUUUGGGCUGAGAAAUUCUUUCCUCAUACAACAUGAAAACAGCUAUCGACAGUGUAUAGCAGCAUUCUUAUUACAAGCCCAAACAGAAAACAUCAAGAAAACAUGGAUUGCACAAUUAACAGCAGCAAUCUCUUGCUUCACCAAGAGUCAGGAAACCAAGAAGAUGUCCAUAUUCACUUUGCCUGCAAAAUCCUCGGAAAUUUAAGGACCCAAAACAAGUGGCACACCUUUUUACACAUUGGGGAUUAAGGUAUUCUUUCAUUCAAACUUGUA
Delphinapterus leucas (beluga whale) is the source of this 2375-nucleotide messenger RNA. The record is from RefSeq and is a predicted model, not a curated record. Lineage: Eukaryota; Metazoa; Chordata; Mammalia; Artiodactyla; Monodontidae.